AUGGUGGGUGUUGUGAAGUCUGCGAUUGGAGACAUGUUGAUGACCUUCUCAUGGGUCGUCCUCUCCGCAACCUUCGGUUUACAGACGACGGAGAUUAUCUCCGUCGCGGGGCUUCACGGGAUCACGUGGGCACCGUUAGCGAUCACCACGUUUCUGAUUUUCGUCUACGUGUCUUUAUUCACCGUUGUGUUCGGUUCCGCUAGCUUUAAUCCUACCGGAAACGCCGCGUUUUACGCCGCAGGGAUCCCUGGUGAUACUCUGUUCACUAUGGCCAUUAGAUUGCCUGCUCAGGCAGUUGGUGCAGCAGGAGGUGCAUUGGCCAUCAUGGAGUUAAUACCAGAGAAGUACAAGCAUAUGAUUGCAGGGCCUUCUCUUCAGGUUGAUGCGCACACUGGAGCUAUUGCAGAGACCAUCUUAAGUUUUGGUAUUACCUUUGCGGUUUUGAUUAUUAUCCUCAAGGGUCCACGGAGAUUACUCGCCAAGACCUCCCUGCUUUCUCUUGCAACCAUUUGCUUCGUUGUUGCUGGCUCUAACUACACCGGACCAGCCAUGAAUCCUGCCAUUGCGUUUGGGUGGGCAUAUAUGUACAGCUCUCACAACACAUGGGAUCAUUUCUACGUGUACUGGAUCAGUUCUUUCGUUGGAGCUUUAUCUGCUGCAUUGAUCUUCCGUACUAUCUUCCCUCCACCUCGAGGUCCUCGACCACAGAAGAAGAAACAAAAGAAACAGAAGAAACAAAAGAAACAUGAAGAGACACACCAGAAGAAACAGAAGAAAGCCUGAGGAGAUAAACCAUUCUAGACAACCCCGGUUCAAUUCUUUACCGGUUUUAGAAAGAUUCAGAAUGUUUUUCCCAUUCCAAAAUUAAGGAGAAACCAACAAAAUGUCUCCUUAUGGAUUGUUUAGAUUCACUCUUUUUUUCUGUUCAACUCUUUAUUUACCAAGCUAACGUCAACUGUUCUCCGGUUCGUGCAUUAAUACAUUCAGAUUUUCUUCCGGUUUAGAAACAUUAACUUAUCAAUGAAUGGUUAACUUUGGUUUUG
Messenger RNA from Eruca vesicaria subsp. sativa (arugula), 1043 nucleotides. Lineage: Eukaryota; Viridiplantae; Streptophyta; Magnoliopsida; Brassicales; Brassicaceae. The record is from the annotation of a GenBank genome assembly.